This is a messenger RNA of Hemicordylus capensis (graceful crag lizard), 2757 nucleotides long. RefSeq names its product T-cell receptor-associated transmembrane adapter 1. Bases 281 to 922 code for a protein of 213 amino acids. Lineage: Eukaryota; Metazoa; Chordata; Lepidosauria; Squamata; Cordylidae. Gene Ontology annotation, cellular component: T cell receptor complex. The record is from RefSeq and is a predicted model, not a curated record. Gene Ontology annotation, biological process: positive regulation of T cell receptor signaling pathway; negative regulation of receptor recycling. The transcript has 5 exons.
AUAUGCUACCUUGAAUCUUUGCAUUUUCUGCAACCAUUAUAUUAGAGAAGUCGAGCAAGGAUUAGCUGAUGUGGAUGGACAUCAAGGUGAAGUUGCACACUCGCAGCAUGAUGCUCAUCCAGACCUUGUUGAAUUUUAUGAACAUAUCUUUUGAUGGAGAUGGGAAUGCAUAUCUCCAAAGCCACUAGCUGAUGUAGAACACAUGGUUGGAUUGAGGCCUGUAAGCAUAAUCCAACACACUGUUGCAUUCAUUUCAGACUGAUUGAUUUCAGUGGGACUUAUGCAUACUGUAUGUGUAAAUAUAAAGUAUAAAUAUAAAGCAUUGCACUGUUUAGAGUUAAUAAUUUAUUUAUUUUUUAAAAUAGGAGUGAACAUCUCUGUUACAGAAAUGAGAGAUUGUCUCUAUCUGGGGAUACCUCUUGCUUUAGUAACGACAGUUAUGAUAAUUUCCUUGGUGAAAAAUAUUUUAUACUACUUAAAAGAAAAGAAACAAAAAGGUAAAAAUUUUGAAAACUAUCAGGAUUAUAGUCCAAGCAAUGGUGAGGUUUAUACAGAAGAAUGUCCUGUUUAUGACAAUCUCAAUCACCAUCAAGAGAUUCUCAAUGAAAGUUGCUAUGAACAAAUGAGUGCUCAUCCCCAGACACCCACCCAUGAAAUACAGCCACCAGUUGAGCGCCAAAUGUGCUAUGCUUCACUGGAUCACAGCGUUAAAAGAAAGCAGAAGAACCUUCGGAAAAAGAAAUACCCCACAGUGGAAGUGGAAGACCAACUUCCCAGAAGCAGCUCCAUGCCCUUCGACUCCUGCAUUUAUCUCAACAGUGAACAGCUGAAUGCUGAAAAUAAAGCAUCUGAAGACAAUACCCACGAUGAUCCUCAGAGGCCAUUUGGUUUAAUUCAUGCAACAAGUGAUGUCAACUUUUAAGAGGAACAUGGCCUAGCUAAGUAAUUGUGGCAGGUAAAAUAGAUAGACGAAAAUGAAGGUAAACAAUCAACAACUGGGAUUGAAGACUGGUAAUUAAGAAACCAAACUAAUUUGAGCUGAAUGGGAAGAAAGAUAUCUUCAAACUGCAUGCAAGUGGUAACCCCAUAUUAAUCCAAGGUUUACAAAGCAGAGGUUCUAGGACCAUUGCUGAGGAGAUGUAUACAGUUCUGAGAGAAAAGGGUCAGAUCCAUUUAGCCUCAAAAGGUAAUUGCCAAUGUUGUGUAUUUCUUAGGCACUCUUUCAUAGGUUAAUAUUUUAUUUCCAACCAAAACAUCUCAAUACAGUCUCAUGUGGCAUACCGCUCUAUAUGUUUUGAAUGUUUCUUCCGAAGUGCUACGAAGAUGGAGCCAUCAUAGGCUUCAUGUGUGCCAUGCAAUCAAUGUGAGGGCAGGAAUAAAGGUGAUAUGGGAAAAUGCUGACCAGACUUCAUUGCUGGAGACAAAGUUCAUACAUUCACUGAGGGCUGGUGCAGAAAUAGUAUGGUGGACUGGGGAGCAUGUGCCCCACCCCUACCCCUCCACCACCACCAUCCUUUGCUAUGGUCAAAAUAACAGAAAAAGAAAUAUAGCAUACAAUAGGGCCAGCCAGAAAAAAUAAGAGCAGUACAUUUUAUACCCUAGGGACAUAAAAGUCACCCUAAACUCUGACUGCAUUCUACAAACUGCCACACAAAAUUAUGUUAUAUGUGAUAGUAGGCUGCCUAUCCAAUAGUAGAAUGGAAAUGUAAAACUCAUUAGAGCAUCCUGGGUAAUUUCUUUAUUUAAAAGGUAAUUAAUUUAUUAUGGAGGUCUCUAUUAUGGAGGUCGCACAGAAGAGCAAAAUAUGGGCAAAUGUUUCAAGCCUCCACCAGGCAGAAAGCCUCCUGUGUGAACUGAGAACCCACAGUUGUGGAAGGCAUACAAUUUCCCCCUCAAAAGGAGUGGGGGAAGUUCUCACAAAUAGGCUUCCAUUGGCAUUUCCAGACAGCGGGCUUUACCGUGGGUUUAUUGUGAGGCUUUACUGUGAGUACAAAUUUGGCCAAAAAACCCGAAACAAAAAGUGGUGUUUUUUUAACCCCAGACAUAAAUCAGUGUAUGUUCUAAUGCACAAUGAAAACCACGAAUUGUGUCUGGAGUGCUGUCUGAUAGCUCACAGGGACUUGGGCGUAAAUCUGGCUGAUAUGUGAGCACACACCCUCCAUUCCAGAGAAGAAGUGAGCUAAAAGCCCCAUCUGGAAAUGCUCCAUGUGAUUAUGUAGAGCAGCCUUUUUCACAAACCAGAUUACUUGUGCAAUGGAGGGGAGGAGCACGCUCUGUUCCUCCACCAGUUUCCAACGCUGGCCCUCCAUGAAUGUGUGAACCAGGGCAGAUUUUGCGGCUUCUUCAGGGGACUCUUGCAGCAUUCUGGUUGCGGGUGAGUCUCUGUGCAGGCCUUAGCUAUCCUGUCAUCUGCUAUAGGAAGUAUGAAGAGUGCUACAAGACUGGAAUGACUCCUACUGUUGCUAACUUCCAAUGCAAAUCUUGCUCAUUCAUUAUGUAUUUAGACUUUGUCACACUGGAAUGUGUAGUAAAGCUGCACAAUAUUUAAGGUUACUUCGUGAACAAUGUAGCUGCUUUGGUUCAUUUCAUUAGCACUUGUUUAAGAUAGCAAAGUUAAUGUCCACAGAUGUUUCGUUUUCUGCUGAUAAGUUAUCUUCGAGUCAAUCCCUGUUAUUCAAUGAGUGUAAUGUCUUGUGUGUCUGAAUUCAAUUGUCUGUAAAGGAAUUAGUAAAUGAGGGAUAAAAAUAAACCUCCAAG